Messenger RNA from Carlito syrichta (Philippine tarsier), 5533 nucleotides. It is a transcript of the gene RFC1, whose product is annotated as replication factor C subunit 1. Gene Ontology annotation, molecular function: ATP binding; DNA binding; DNA clamp unloader activity. The record is from RefSeq and is a predicted model, not a curated record. The coding region runs from base 144 to 3584 and encodes 1146 amino acids. Gene Ontology annotation, cellular component: DNA replication factor C complex; nucleus. Gene Ontology annotation, biological process: DNA repair; DNA replication. The transcript is spliced from 25 exons. NCBI's taxonomy places the organism in Eukaryota, Metazoa, Chordata, Mammalia, Primates, Tarsiidae.
UCCUGACGUCAUCACCGCGCACCGCCGCCCUCGCCUCCCUUCACUUCGCGGGAGAAGUUGUUGGCGCGAGUGGAUGCCGAGCGCUGCUAACGGAUUCCCCCCGCCGUCCCGCCCGCCCACCAGCGCCUGAUCCUGGGGCUGCGAUGGACAUUCGGAAAUUCUUUGGUGUUAUACCAAGUGGAAAGAAACUUGUAAGUGAAACAAUAAAGAAGAAUGAAAAAUCAAAGUCUGCUGAAGAAACUUUAAAAGCAAAGAAAGGAAUAAAGGAAAUUAAGGUAAAUAGCUCUUGUAAAGAGGAUGACUUCAAACUGAAGCAACCAAACAAGAAAAAGAGGAUCAUCUAUGAUUCAGAUUCAGAGUCAGAGGAGACAGUGCAGGUAAAAAAUGCCAAAAAGCAACCAGAAAAAUUGUCUUCUAAAUCUGGUAAAAUUUUACGGCAGGAUCCUGUUACAUAUGUUUCAGAAACAGAUGAAGAAGAUAACUCUACAUGUAAGAAGGCAGCCUCUAAGUCAAAAGAGAAUGGAGCAUCUACAAAUAGUUAUCUCGGAACAUCAAACACAAAAAAGAAUGAAGAAAACACUAAGACCAAAAAUAAGCCUUUGUCACCAAUAAAACUUACACCCACAUCGGUGCUUGAUUAUUUUGGUACUGGCAGUAUCCAAAGAUCAGAUAAAAAGAUGGUGGCAAGCAAGAGAAAAGAGUCUUCACAAAAUACAGACGAGUCUGGAUUAAGUGAUGAAGCCAUUGCCAAGCAAUUGCAACUUGAUGAAGAUGCAGAGCUGGAAAGGCAACUGCAUGAAGAUGAAGAGUUUGCCAGAACAUUAGCCAUGUUGGAUGAAGAACCCAGGACUAAAAAGGCCCGAAAGGACACAGAAGAGGGAGAAACGUUUUCAUCUGUCCAAGCCAGUUUAAGUAAAGCAGGAAAACAUAAAUACCCUCAUAAAGCAGAACAAUUUUCAGAUGAAAGAAAGAGCUACAGUCCUAAGAAGCAAACUAAAUGUGAAAGUUCAAAAGAAUCUCAGCAACAUUCCAAGCCAUCAGCUAGCAAAAUAGGAGAGUCUUCUCCAAAGGCCAGUUCUAAGUUGGCACUCAUGAAAAAAAAAGAAGAUAGCUCUUAUAAAGAAACAGAGCCUGUGGCCUCAAAAAGAAAAGAAAAUUCCAUUGAAUUGAAAGGAGACACAAAAACUCCUAAGAAAACCAAAAGUUCUCCUGCUAAAAAAGAGUCUGUAAGUCCUGAAGAUUCAGAAAAGAAACGCACUAAUUAUCAAGCUUAUCGAAGCUACUUAAAUCGAGAAGGUCCCAAAGCUCUGGGCUCCAAAGAAAUACCCAAGGGAGCUGAAAAUUGCUUGGAAGGCCUUACAUUUGUAAUCACAGGAGUGCUGGAGUCUAUUGAACGGGAUGAGGCCAAAUCUCUAAUUGAACGUUAUGGGGGUAAAGUAACAGGAAAUGUCAGCAAAAAAACAAACUACCUUGUCAUGGGCCGUGAUAGCGGGCAGUCCAAGAGUGAUAAGGCAGCAGCCUUGGGAACAAAAAUUAUUGAUGAAGAUGGCCUAUUAAAUCUGAUUCGAACUAUGCCAGGCAAGAAGUCCAAGUAUGAAAUAGCAGUUGAAGCCGAGAUGAAGAAAGAAAAGUCCAAAUUAGAAAGAACGCCCCCAAAAAAGGCCCAAGGAAAAAGAACAAUUAGUCCAACCAAAAAGGACUCGGAAUCUAAAAAGAGUAAGCUGAUUCCCAGGAGGGACAGUUCUCUAAAGCCAGCCAACAAGGAAGCAGGUGUGUUUCGGAAAGGCCUAGGCUUCCAGGAGCAGGUGGCUGAGGAGACAGGUGGUAACAGCAAGUCUAGGAAUUUGCCUGAUGACAGCAGUGAAAGCAAAGUGGAAGAUUUGCUCUGGGUGGACAAAUACAAGCCAACCUCACUCAAGACCAUCAUUGGGCAGCAAGGUGACCAGAGCUGUGCCAACAGACUCCUACGCUGGCUCCGAAACUGGCCCAAGAGUUCUUCCGAGGAGAAAAAACACGCUGCAAAGUUUGGUAAAUUUGCCGGCAAAGAUGAUGGCUCUAGUUUUAAAGCAGCGUUGCUGUCAGGCCCCCCGGGUGUUGGCAAAACUACCACAGUGUCCCUGGUGUGUCAGGAAUUGGGCUACAGCUACGUGGAACUGAAUGCAAGUGACACUCGCAGUAAGAACAGUUUGAAGGCAAUUGUUGCUGAGUCACUCAACAAUACCAGCAUCCAAGGCUUUUAUUCAAGUGGAGCAGGUUCUUCAGGAAGCAUGAAACACGCGCUCGUCAUGGAUGAAGUAGAUGGCAUGGCGGGCAAUGAGGACAGGGGAGGAAUUCAGGAAUUAAUUGGCCUGAUAAAACAUACUAAAAUUCCUAUUAUUUGUAUGUGCAACGAUAGAAAUCAUCCCAAGAUUCGCGCUUUGGUUCAUUAUUGUUUUGAUCUUCGAUUUCAAAGACCUCGAGUUGAACAGAUUAAGGGUGCUAUGAUGUCUAUUGCAUUCAAAGAGGGUUUAAAGAUUCCCCCUCCUGCUAUGAAUGAAAUAAUUUUGGGAGCCAAUCAGGAUAUCAGACAGGUUUUACAUAAUCUGAGUAUGUGGUGUGCACGAAGUAAGGCAUUAACCUAUGACCAGGCCAAGGCAGAUUCUCACAGGGCCAAAAAGGACAUCAAACUGGGCCCAUUUGAUGUAGCCCGGAAAGUGUUUGCAGCUGGAGAGGAGACUGCUCAUAUGUCACUUGUGGACAAAUCAGAUCUCUUUUUUCAUGAUUAUUCAAUAGCACCCCUCUUUGUCCAGGAGAACUACAUACAUGUAAAGCCUGCGGCUGCAGGGGGUGACAUGAAAAAGCACUUGAUGCUUUUAAGCCGAGCAGCGGAUAGCAUAUGUGAUGGGGACUUAGUAGACAGUCAGAUCCGGAGUAAGCAAAACUGGAGUCUUCUGCCCACUCAGGCCAUUUAUGCCAGUGUUCUUCCUGGGGAGCUGAUGAGGGGCCACAUGACCCAGUUUCCCACCUUCCCGAGCUGGCUGGGGAAGCACUCGUCCACAGGAAAGCAUGACCGUAUUGUUCAGGACCUGGCAUUGCAUAUGAGUCUCCGAACUUACUCCAGCAAAAGGACUGUCAACAUGGAUUAUCUGUCACACAUACGGGAUGCACUGGUACAGCCCCUGACCUCACAAGGGGUGGAAGGAGUACAGAAUGUUGUUGCACUUAUGGACACAUAUUAUUUGGUGAAAGAAGACUUUGACAAUAUCAUGGAAAUUAGCAACUGGGGUGGCAAACCCAGUCCCUUUUCCAAGCUGGAUCCCAAGGUGAAAGCGGCCUUCACAAGAGCAUACAAUAAGGAAGCCCACCUAACGCCAUACUCACUUCAGGUAGUAAAGACAUCUCGACACAGCACAAGCCCAUCACUGGACUUGGAAUACAGCGAAGAGUUAAAUGAAGAUGACUCUCAGUCUGAUGAGAAAGACCAAGAUGCUCUAGAAACUGAUGCCAUGAUCAAGAAAAAGACAAGAUCUUCAAAGCCAUCAAAACCAGAAAAAGACAAGGAGUCCAGAAAAGGAAAAGGAAAAGGAAAAAGUUCAAAGAAAUGAAACCAUUUUUCACUACCGACAGCCACUUUUGACUCACCCUCCCGACCAGUUAGCUGGUCUAGAGAAAGUCUUGUUUUUUCCAGAACAACCAUGUUUUAGCAUAAUGGGAUGGACCUGCGACCCCAUUAUAAAUCAAGGGCAGUACAGCUAGAAGGACUGACCAGCAGGCUCACGUACACCUCUUAUAGAGGUUAUAGGACCGUUUGAGUCCUUCACUGUGCCGCCCAUCGAGUUAGUUUGUUGUGCUUCAGAAUGACUGUACAUAAUUGGAACGAACAAUUGGGCGUGGGGUCUGAUUUUAGUUCACAUCAGCCUGGGGCAGUGGCACUAAGGCAUCUUUUGUAGCUUGAGAAUUUAUCCUAAUAGCCUUUAUAUAGGACUGAUGCUGAGUUUUUAAAAGGUAUUUCCUAUUAUGUGGUGAAAUUUUGUAAAUAAAUCAUAAUACAAAAGUCACCACCUAUAACUGGAUAUUAUUUGUACAUUGUCAAAUAUAAAUUAGGAAUAAAAAUGUUCCACAGGAGAAAUGUACAGAUUCUUCUUAAGCUUGUCAUCUUGUACAGCAAAAUGUGGCAUUGGUAUGUGACUCUCCUUGUGGAUUUGCAGAUGACUGGAUGAGAGGUUCGCUGUAUUCCUUGCUGACAGUUGUGUGGAGUGUCACAUUGGCGGCUGAAGAGUCAGGACUUCAUUUCCCAGUUUCAUUCCCUCUGACUGUGCUGACCACAGCUCUGCUGUCACCAGAGGGCGUGGGGACUGCAGAAGGAUGGUCACACACACUGAUCCUUCCCAUCGGGGUCAGGCCAGUAGGCCCGAGGCUGGGCAGAUUCUCAGGCUCCCUCUGGCGAAGGACAUGAACACUGGCUCUUGUUCACUUUGUCCCUGGCAGAUGGGGUUCUGUCCUGUGAUGGAUUCCACACAAACUCUGGUGGAAGUUUAGGUUGUUCCUGUAACUCUACUAGCUGAGUGGCCCUGAGGCUGUGAUCUAGCCUGGAACUUAGGUGCCUGGCUACUUUUCAAUCUUGCUGGUACAUGUUCAGAGGUAUGUGCCUACCUCUGUGAGGUAUAUGCUAAAAGGAAUGUAAGCUAAGGAGAGUAUUCCCUGCCCUUAUGGGACUGAUACGAGAUAUACAGUUCUUGAAACAUUUAAAAUGUAUUUACCAGUGUGAAAAAUGACCUUCAUGGAGAUUAAUUGGUUACGGAAAUAAAACAUUGCCUUAAGACUUCACUUGCCGAGUCACACCCCUCUCUGUUAAGCCUGGCUUCAGACUUUCUGCAUCAGUAAAGAUUUCCUCACCAGUGGGUGAGUAUGGCUUUUUUACUCACAUUCUUCCAUUUCUAUGACUUUUGGAUAUACAAGUCAUGUCUUGCUAGUUGCUCUGUACCCGGAAAGGGACUAUAAUCUCACAGUGAACGGUAUUCUUCACUUGUUCAUUCUGAUUUAGUUUUUAAGUGCUCUAAACACAGAUUGGCAUAAUAUGCAUAUAAAAUAAAUUUUUUAGGAUUAGAAAUUGUAAUACUCCCUUUACUAUAUGGAGGAUCCCAACACAGGUCUGAGUCCUUUGAAGCCUUCAUGACCAUGAGGGGAAUGACAGGCUAAUGGCAGGUGGGAGUUGGUGGUUGUGUAGUGGUUUGGGGGUGAUUAAGUCUUUAUUGGAGCCACUUAUGCCACACAUUGUCUUUGCAGCAUAAAACUUUGUAGAUGCUCUUUUUGAGAUCCAUUGUGUCUUGACCAUUUUGUUAUCUGUAACAGACUAUUUAGCUUUUUUCCUUCAUCUUUUUAAAUUUUGGCAGUUCUGUAGCACUAUUAUUUGACCUCUUGAAGUUAUUAACAUGGAGCAGAUUGUUAUAUGUACUAGGACGGGUGUCUUCCUAAAAAGUUAUGAUAUACUUAUGCUCAUGGGUAAAAGUCUAUGGCUUGAAACUUGCAAAAUAUAAUGUGUUCACCUCACACA